Molecule: messenger RNA, 3728 nt
Organism: Raphanus sativus (radish)
Lineage: Eukaryota; Viridiplantae; Streptophyta; Magnoliopsida; Brassicales; Brassicaceae
Product: probable disease resistance protein At1g15890
Exons: 6
Coding region: 299-3529 (1076 amino acids)
Biological process (GO): intermembrane lipid transfer
Cellular component (GO): cytoplasm
Molecular function (GO): lipid transfer activity; protein binding; ADP binding
Source: RefSeq, a predicted model, not a curated record
AAACAAAAAUUUACCCUUAAAAAAUAUUGCAAUAAAAAAUCAGUAAAAUAACAAAAAGUAACAAAUACAUAAAAGCAAAAAGAAUACAAACACAAACGGCACUGGUCAAAAAUCUAGUAUAUUUAAUUUGUCAACAUCUCCUAGUUAUUAUUGUUUAUGAAUUCUUGGUGUAGAGUUAUUGGUCUUCGUUGGUGGCUUUUCUCCUAAUUCAAUCAAAACUAUUGGUGUUUCCUCUUUCUCUGUUCAUUAAUCAAAACAGCGAGUUUGGUUUUGUUUCUUUCUGAAAGUUUGAGCAAAGAUGGGAGGCUGUGUAGCACUAAAUUUCUCAUGUGAUCAAGCGGUGAAUCAAAUCUGCAGCUGCUUAUUUGGUAAUAGAAAUUACAUAUAUAUGAUGAAGGCUAAUCUUGGGGCUCUGGAGUCAGCUAGGCAAAAACUUCAAGAAAGGCGAGAAGAUCUGUUAUUAAGAGUUUCCAUAGAAGAAGAUAGAGGUUUGGAGCGGCUUCCUCAAGUUGAAGGAUGGUUGUCAAGGGUAGCAAGUAUUGACUCUCAGGUCAGUGAUCUGCUUAAGGUUAAACCAACUGAAAUCAAAAGAUUGUGUAUUUUUGGAUAUAUUUCCAAAAAAUGCAUAUCAAGCUGUAAGUAUGGUAAAGACGUAUGGAAAAAGUUGGAAGAAGUUAAAGAGCUUCUAUCUGAAGGAGUUUUUAAAGAGUUGGCCCGAAAAAGGCCUGUACCAAAGGUGGUGAAGAAAGAUAUCCAAACAACAAUAGGUUUGGAUUCAAUGGUUGGAAAGGCAUGGGACAGCAUCAUGAAACCUGAACGAAGAACGUUAGGUAUUUAUGGCAUGGGGGGAGUUGGAAAAACAACCCUCUUAGCUCAUAUCAACAAAAAAUUUGACAAAGAGGUGAAUGAAUUUGAUGUUGUGAUAUGGGUUGUGGUCUCUAAAGAUUUGCAAUACAAGGGCAUUCAGGAUCAGAUUCUAGGAAGAUUACGUGUUGACAAGGAAUGGGAAAAGGAAACAGAGAAGGAGAAAGUAUCUUCCAUAGCCAAUAUCCUAGGAAGAAAGAAAUUUGUACUGCUGUUAGAUGAUCUGUGGAGCGAGGUAGAUUUGAACAAGAUUGGAGUUCCACGUCCAAGUCAAGAAAAUGGAUCGAAGAUAGUUUUCACCACUCGCUCAAAGGAAGUUUGCAGAUACAUGGAAGCUGAUGAUGAUCUAAAAAUUAAUUGUUUGCCAAGGAAUGAAGCGUGGCAACUGUUUCAAAAUGUAGUUGGAGAAGUCGCAUUAAAGCGGCAUCAAGAUAUUCCAACACUUGCAAAAAGAAUUUCUGAAAAAUGUUAUGGCUUGCCACUUGCACUCAAUGUGAUUGGGAAAGCCAUGUCAUAUAGAGAGGAUGUACAUGAAUGGCGUCAUGCAGUUGAUGUUCUCAAUAAGUCUAGCCACGAGAAGUUUCCAGGUAUGGAAGAAAAGAUUCUCUCAAUUUUGAAGUUUAGUUAUGAUGGUUUAGAGGACGAUAAGGUGAAAUCUUGUUUCCUAUAUUGUUCUUUGUUCCCGGAAGAUUAUGAAAUAAAGAAGGACGAGUUGAUAGAGUAUUGGAUCAACGAAGGGUUUAUAAAUGGAAAGAGAGAUGAAGAUGGAAGUAACAACCAAGGUCAUGUUAUAAUUGGUUCCUUAGUUCGUGCACAUCUAUUGAUGGAGUUCGAAAAAGAAUUCACACCUGCUGUGAAAAUGCAUGAUGUGCUACGUGAAAUGGCUCUUUGGGUAGGGUCUACGUUUGGAAAAGAGGAAGAAAAACAGUUCGUCAAAACCGGUGUGAAGCUAAGCCUUAUACCAAAGGACAUCAACUGGUCAGUUUUGAGAAGGAUCUCGUUGAUGAGUAAUCGAAUUGAACAGACAUCUUACUGUCCCAACUGCCCCCACCUUUUGACUCUAUUUCUCGGGGAUAACGAUUUGAAGGGUAUACCGGGUGAAUUCUUUCAGUUUAUGCCAUCCCUUGUCGUCUUGGAUCUUUCGCGUAACCGCGAUCUUAGUGAAUUGCCUGAAGAAAUUUGCAGAUUGACUUCCUUGCAAUACCUCAAUUUAUCAUACACACGUAUAAGUUCUUUAUCAGCUGGUUUGAAGGGGUUGAGGAAACUAAUAAGCCUGGACCUGGAGUUUACCUGGCUUACAAACAUUGAUGGGAUAGGAACAAGCUUACCAAAUCUUCAGGUGUUGAAACUUUAUCAUUCAAGUGUUCAAAUUGAUGCAAGUUCGAUUGAAGAGCUUCAACUUUUAGAGCACUUGAAGGUUUUAACAGGAAACGUGAUAGAUGCUUUAAUGUUGGAAAGUAUCCAAAGAGUGGAGCGAUUGGCGAGUUGUAUUCAAUGCCUUUGGAUGAUUAAUAUCUCCACCGAGGUUUUAACAUUGAACACGGUAGCUCUGGGUGGUCUUCGAGAACUUGAUAUUGAGUUGUCGGGAAUAUCAGAGAUAAAGAUAGACUGGAAAAGCAAAGAGAAGGAUGAUCUUAUAUGUAACAGUACUUCUCCAUACUUCAAGCACCUCUCAAGUAUUGUUUUACGAAGUUUGGAAGGUCCAAAAGAAUUGACAUGGUUAUUUUUUGCUCCAAAUCUCAAGCAUCUAGAGGUGGCAUAUUCAGGAAGCCUAGAAGAAAUAAUAAAUAAGGAGAAGGGAAUGCAUAUUAGCAACGUGCAUCCUGAUAUGAUGGUUCCCUUUCAGAAACUAGAAUCCUUCAAUUUAAGGGGUUUGGAUGAAUUAAAGAGAAUAUGCUCAACUCCUCCAGCUCUUCCAUCCCUGAAAAAAUUUGUUGUCGAACACUGCCGAAAGCUCCCGAAAGCUGCCACAGCGAGUUUCCCAGACAUGAACAGGAAUGAAACAAUAUCUGAGAUUUCCUCUUUUUCUCGUUUUCAGUUCAGUGAAGAGAUGAAAAUGGAAGGGAAUGUGUUAACGCCUUGUUUGGAAGGAAUGAAACAUGUCAAAUCUGAACAAGGCGAGAUGCUUACUUUGCCUUUUCUUGACCUCUGCAAGAACCUCUUGCCCGCUAUUGGUAAGUUUGGAUUCGCUCUGACUAUCGUGAAAGCUGACAUUAGUGGGAACAUAUCGAGGUUGGAGAAGAACUACUUGUCUGAUCCAGACAAGUACAAGUGCUUGUACACCGUUGUUCAAGGUGAAGUCGAGUCGGAGACAGCAAAAGGAUCGUCUAGUUGUACCAACGCUCUUCUCUGGUUAACCAGAGCAAUGGAUUUCUUAGUGGAGGUAUUCCGCAACUUGCUAGCACAUCAAGACUGGUCAAUGUCACAAGCUUGUAGUGACUCGUACCAAAAAACACUUAGGAAAUGGCACGGAUGGCUCUCUAGCUCUACCUCUUCUAUGGGUUUAAAGCUUGCCCCAGACAGGAAGAAGUUCAUGGAGGUUACAGCUGGUUCUGGUGACAUGAAUGCCGACAUGGAAAGGUUUUGCUCAGAGUUUGGUAUGUUCCUUCAAGAAAAUCACAAAUUUCUGGCUAGUGUUGGUAUGGACGACAUGAAAGCUUCUUAAGCCACCAUAUGUUUACUGCCUGUAUAGAAUCUGUUUUUUUUUCCGGAAAUACUGUCUGGUUUAACUUUUCUCCUUUGGAUUCUAAAACUUAUAGACACUCCAAAAGAAAAAGAACAAUGUGUCCCAUUUCUAUCUGAAUGUUGUUGUUCACUUUAUACCAUAAAAGUUUAUAACUUACAAAUUAAUCUUCUCAUUAGUC